Molecule: messenger RNA, 1334 nt
Organism: Effrenium voratum
Lineage: Eukaryota; Dinophyceae; Suessiales; Symbiodiniaceae
Source: the annotation of a GenBank genome assembly
CGGCAGCUUCGCCUGUCCCCUUCGAUCCGAUCUCCAAUCUCGUCCGAUCCAAUGGGCGCCGCCGGCGUCGCGCUGGACGCGCCGACUGCCGCGCCGGACGCGCCGACCGCGCCGGAGGUGGUGCCGGAGGUGGUGUGCGAGGCCACCGUGAACUCCAUCCGGGUGCAGUGGAAGGUGCAGUUGGACCCCAGAGUUCAUGCUGUGCCCGUGAAAGCAGAGUUGACACCCUGCCCAGUGCCGCAGGGCAGCGAGCGAAUGAUGCCGGCCAGCGGCCCGGAGGGCGCCAUUUCCGGGACCUGCGACUUUCACUUCCUGUAUGCUGGGCAGGAUCACACCUUCCGCCUGUUUGUGGGGGAAGGCGAGCCCGGCACGUUCUCGUUUGAAGGAGCAAGGCCCACGCUGGAGCUGCGGAUUCGCACCGCCGCCUGCGGCAAGGCCGUGGAGCCGCGCAUUGCGAGGAUGCUGCCGGCCGACAUGUGGCCUACCUACGUGGGCCCCGAGCAUGAGCUGGGCGAAUGGCUGGGGCUUUGCCCUGAGGAUAUGGUCUGGACCUUUUCGCCCUCCUUCGAUGUGCUGCGGUCCUUAUGGCUCAACGCCUGCUUCACUUUGCCGUCCAGGCAUUCCCCCAUCGCGCAAUGUCCGAAUCCGAUUCGCAGGUACUGCCUGGAUUUGACCAAACGUCAGCCAUGGUUGAGGAACAAGAAGGUGCGCCGGCACAAGAGCGACUUUCGCCUCACUGUGAACGCAAACUUCAGGGCGACUUUCCAGCAGUGCGAGCGCACUCACCGGGAGGCAGGCCGAGGUUCUUGGAUCACGCCAGACCUCAUCGAGGGCCUGGAUAGGUGCAGGAAGGAGGAUGGGGAGUUGAAGGUGUACUCCAUUGAGCUUUGGGAGAAGAGCACGGGCCAGCUCGCAGCCGCCAUCAUGGCGCUGAGCGUAGGGGACAUCUUCCACGACUACACCACGGCGACCAUGCUCCGCGAUGGUCGGUCGCCGGGCGCGAUUCUGACAAAGGUGGUUGGGCAUUUGCUGACGGAGGCAGGCUACACUCUCUGGUACUGGGGCUUCAAGAACCCCUACAUGGGGGAGUACGACGGGCAGUACGGCGGGCUGGAGCUCCGCAACGACCUGGACUUCUGGCCCCGCUGGCGCCAAGCGCGGGAGAUGAGCUGCCUGCCCGGGAACGUGGAUCUUGCCAAGCGGGUUCCGCCCGGAGGCGGCGCCUCUCAUGGUGGCCUGGAUCUCGCAGUGAUUUGAAGGUCCCAGUGGGCGCGGCAAGCCGGGUGAAGGUCUUGCAGGGCCAGCGCCCGUUGAUUCCCCGAAAUGAGUUCCUA